Molecule: messenger RNA, 2143 nt
Organism: Triticum dicoccoides
Lineage: Eukaryota; Viridiplantae; Streptophyta; Magnoliopsida; Poales; Poaceae
Product: transcription factor BHLH42-like
Exons: 9
Coding region: 1-1929 (642 amino acids)
Molecular function (GO): protein dimerization activity
Source: RefSeq, a predicted model, not a curated record
AUGGCGAGCAGCGGCGAGGUGCACAGAUCGCUGCAGGCGGUGGCGCAGGGGCUGCGCUGGACGUACGCCAUCCUCUGGCAGCUCUGCCCCGACCAAGGCGCGCUGGUGUGGACGGAGGGCCACUACAACGGCGCCAUCAAGACGCGCAAGACGGUGCAGCCGGCCGUCGCCCAGGCGCAGGCGCCGGCGGCGGAGGCAGCCGACCAGGCCCGGAGCCGGCAGCUGCGGGAGCUGUUCGACUCGCUGGCCAGGGAGGCUGCCGCGGGAGGCGGCACAGGCUUCAGGGACGUCCACGGCUGCGCCCAGGAGGCUCGGCGGCCCAGCGCGGCGCUGGCGCCGGAAGACCUGACGGAGACGGAGUGGUUCUAUCUAAUGUCCGCCUCCUACUCCUUCCCUCCCGGCGUCGGGUUACCUGGAAGGGCCUUUGCAAGGGGAGGGCACGUAUGGCUUAGUAGAGCAAAUGAAGUUGACAGCAAGGCCUUCUCAAGAGCAAUACUUGCCAGGAGUGCAGGAAUCAAGACGGUCGUAUGCAUUCCGAUUGUCGACGGUGUCCUGGAAAUCGGGACCACAGAAAAGGUGGAGGAAGAGAUGGGUUUGGUCCAGUAUGCAAUGGCCAUCUUCAUGGAUCAACAAGAAACCCACAUGAUCCCCAGCAUCUGCCAUUCCAACCAAACCAGUCACAUUGAUCAACAGUCACUCCAAACACACACUGGUCAGACAAAGCCGGAGCCAAACAAGUUUGACCCAGAGUACGAGGAUGAUGAGAUGGAGUACGACGAAGACGAGAUCGAUGCGGGGUGUGCAUCGGGUUCGGAGACCAAUACCGGAUGGGAUUACUGCCGGCAUGGUCCACCGAACAUUACAAGCAAUGAUGAUCAUGCAACACAUAAUGCAGGGAGGAGCAGCGAGCUGAUGCAGGUUGAGAUGUCGGAGAGGGUGAGAGAUGGGUGCUCAAGCAAUUUGGGCGAUGAGAUCCAAAUGCUGAUGGUCUGCCAGAAUGGUACUAGUGACCAUUCCAAUUUGCAUGUGCAAGAUGAGCCCUGGCAUUUUCUCUAUGAGGAGUUGUGCAGUGGCUACCCCCAGUCGUCAGCUGCAGGUGAAGAUCAAGCUAUGGCUGAAAAUGCUCACUACGCACACACAGUCUCGCUGAUCCUGCAUCGCAACAACGCCCGGAGACAGGCCGACGGCCUGAACACCAGGUCCUACCUGGCAGUCUCACACCGAUCUUCAUUCUCCAGAUGGGAUGCUGGCAUCCAUGGACGCACGGUCGCCGAAGGCACCACCCGGCAGAAGAUGCUCAAGAGUGUCCUCCUGUUCUUCAAUGCUGCCUGCAACAAGCCACCUGGUGAUCUGAUUCUGAGGUGCGACGAAGCCGGUGCGCGGAGGGAGGUCGACUUCGGCGCCAGCCAUGUCAUGCAGGAGCGGAAAAGAAGGGAGAAGCUCAACGAGAGGUUCAUCAUCCUGCGGUCCCUGGUGCCCUUCGUCACCAAGAUGGACAAAGCGUCGAUACUCGGGGACACGAUCGAGUACGUGAAGCAGCUGACGAAGCGCAUCCAGGACCUUGAAUCGUCGACGGUCAGGGGGGCGGCGAUGCCGAAAGAGAAGCGUGCGCUGCUGACGGGGAAGGAAGGGCCCAGCAGCAGCAGCGGUAGCAGCAGCAGCGCCCCUGUGGCCACGGACGUGCAGGUGUCCAUCAUCGAGAGCGACGCGCUGCUGGAGCUCCGGUGCCCCGACAGGCGCGGCCUGCUGGUGACCAUCAUGCAGGCGCUCCAGGAGCAGCUCCGGCUCGAGGUCACCUCCGUCCAGGCGUCGUCGGACCACGGCGUGCUGCUCGCCGAAAUGCGAGCCAAGGUGAGGGAGGUGCAUGGGAGGAGCAGCAGCAUUUCUCAAGUGAAGAGAGCGAUCCAUCUCAUCAUCUCAUCGGGAUGAGUGGAUAUGCAACAGAAUUGUAGCAUAUGCCACCAGCUCUCCCUUGAUGCUUAUGAGUCGAUAAAAAGCACUAAAGAUGACCACUGUUUAUCAGGCUUUGCUUUUUCUUUUCUUUUUUGGUAUUAUUUUUAGCCUCUGUUCAUAUAUGUCAACACUAAAGAUGAUGCCUUAAAGAAGAACGCCAAGGAUGAUGCUUUGCCAAUCUUGUUUAAUU